AUGAAUAUGAACGUGUAUGAAGCAGGAAAGCCCUGUGAGAUGGUUCGAUCGGGGACGGUCCCCAAGUCUUGUCAUCAUGAAGGAUACAUUGGAAGAGGAGAUGAAUGGGCAACUCUGCCGUCUCAGGGCUCUGCUCGCCAGCUAAGAGGGCUCCCAGACCAUUGGCUUUUGUACGGAGAACCGCAGCAACAGGGAGUGGUCACAGCAGCCGCGCGGGCGGAAUCAGCCCCGCGGGGGCCAAAACAGCCGCACCGGCUGGGACUGCGACGCUGGCGACCCCUCUGCCUGGUGUCUGGGUAUGUGGUGGAAUCAACAAUCACCAGUGUGGAAAGACUGACUGGAAGGAAGAUGACCUGUUUGGUUUGUGAUGAUGAAUUUGUGAGCACUAUACAGAUCUUUCUGGUUGGAGACAUUAUGCGUGCAAAAAUGUCGGUCGGGGGCGAGCGCACUUCCCACCCAGAGACUGAGCGGGCAGCACCCGCAGGCCAGGAGCGCGUUCCGGGAGGCGCCGGCUCCUCCCCGCGGCCUGGGCACACGUGCCUGGGCUGGGGCCGGAGCCGGCGGUCGCGCCGCGCCGUAGUAGCUGGGGCGGGUGGGAGCGGCUGGCUCCCGGCCGCGGCUGCCGCCCGCCCGCCGGCUCCGGUGGUUGGGCGGAGGAAGAGCGGGACUCCUCCUCCCCACCGUAUUAACAUGCACCCAGGGGCGGGUGACCAGCCCAGCCUCGCCGCCCCAGCCCGCCGCGUCCCGGCGCUCAGCCUCCGCUCCAGAGGCGAGCGCUGCGCUCCGGGCGCCGCAAUCGCGAGGACACGGCCUCGCGGACACCGUCGGCCCCGGGGCUUCGGCAGCGUCAGCGGCGCGAGCAGCCGCCGCCGCCGCCUCGGCUCCUCUCUCGAGUCCUUCCCGUCACCUCGCUGAGAGCCGGUCCCGGCCGCGGGGACGACCCUUUCGUCCCCCCUCCGAGGCUCGUGGGACCAACGGACGGACGUAGCCAGCGAGGGCCGGACUGCGGGACGCGGCCAGCACAUUCGUGAGUGGUGCUCUCGAGUCCCUUCGGGUGAUUACUACUUAGAUCUUUCCCUGGGACACCUUCUUGAAAGGACCAGCCUGGAUCCACUUUGCUUAGAUAUAAUCCCAGAUUAGUGGAGUUGUUGCAAAGCAGACUGCACCUGUCUCACUAAGACUGAGCAGCUGAACAUCAGGUACCCAGAGUGAAAAAGGGCCUGCAUUUGGAUCUUUUCCUGCCUGGGAAGAAAGGAAAAUGGACAAUUGAUAAUCAA
This is a messenger RNA of Saimiri boliviensis boliviensis (Bolivian squirrel monkey), 1277 nucleotides long. The record is from RefSeq and is a predicted model, not a curated record. Lineage: Eukaryota; Metazoa; Chordata; Mammalia; Primates; Cebidae.